Arachis duranensis is the source of this 1070-nucleotide messenger RNA. RefSeq lists its product as uncharacterized. The coding region runs from base 344 to 838 and encodes 164 amino acids. The record is from RefSeq and is a predicted model, not a curated record. The transcript has a single exon. NCBI's taxonomy places the organism in Eukaryota, Viridiplantae, Streptophyta, Magnoliopsida, Fabales, Fabaceae.
AAGUCCAUAUCUACACCAAGGUGCUCACAUGGUUUCCUACUUUUAUUUCCAUACCCCCCUACAAAAGUAAAAUCUCUCCCUAAAAUUUCUGCCCAAGAAUCAACUCUCUCUCUCUCUUAAUAUUAAUCUUAUCUUUUCUAUUCUUUUCUGAACAAAAUCUUAUCUUUCUUUAUUCCAAAAAAUUCUCUAUUUUUCUAUAUAAACCAAAAGGCACACACUUUGGCUCAUUAUAGCCAUUGAAUUGUUCAUCUUAUCUUUGAGCGAUUAAAGUUACCAAUUGACAAAAAGAUUUCGACUUUCAGACACCCUUUUGAUCGAAUUUUGAAUCUUGAAGAUCGUCGUCAUGAAAGGCAAGGGACAGAGUCAGAACAUUUUUGUUAGGAUCAUGGUGUCGCCAAUUAGGGCACUUGGAAAAGCAAGGGACAUGUAUGUGAGGAGCAUAAUAAAAUGUGGGGACAGCAUGAACUAUAGUAACCCCAUGGAUGCUGCAAACAGAUUCUCAGCUUUGUCUAGAAGCCAUAGUGCUGCAACAUCAAGAAGAUCUGAAGUUAAUGAUGAGGAUUUUGCUGAGCUCAUGAGGGCUGCUUCUGCUAGAACUUUGGCUAAUAGAAUUGACGUGGAUUAUGUCCUAAAACAGCAGCAUCAGCAUGUUCAUCAUAAUUCAAAAGGGUUACCAAAAUCUAGCAGUGUUGGUAUGGCUAGAAUUGAUGAGGAGAAUGAUUAUGCAGAAGGUAGUGUUGGUGGCGGUGGUGUUGGUGGCGGUUUUGGUGUGCCUGAAUUGUAUCCAAGAAGUAAGAGUUAUGCUGUGUCUAAGACUCAUAAUGUUGCUGCUUUCUGAAAACUUAUGAAAUCAACAAUUAGUCAAUUACCCUCUUUCUUUUUCUCUCUCUUUCCUUUUUUUAUGCCAUGAUUUGAAGAUGAGGUUCAGACAUGGGGAAAUUAAAUGAUGUAGUGAGUUAGGAAAAUUGAGAUGAAGAGAGAAUUUGUGUAGAGAUUUUGUAUUCUUUAUUUGAUUGUAUCUGUUUCUUUCUCAUGUUUUGAUUGGACAAUUUGCAAAAUUUUUCAUUCUC